CCGUCUUUGAAAACACGAGCGAGAGAGAGAGAGAGAGAGGUCGUCUUCUUCCCGAGAUAACAAACCCUAGAUUGAAACCCUAACCCUAGAUCUCUGAUCCGAGCUUGGGAUGGGGAAGAAGAAGAAGAGGGCGUCCAAGGUCUGGUGCUACUACUGCGACCGAGAGUUCGACGAUGAGAAGAUCCUUGUCCAGCAUCAGAAGGCCAAGCACUUCAAAUGCCAUGUUUGCCAUAAAAAGCUAUCCACCGCCGGUGGCAUGGCCAUUCAUGUCCUCCAGGUCCAUAAGGAAACCGUCUCCAAAGUGCCAAAUGCCAAGCCUGACAGGGAAUCAACUGAAAUUGAAAUUUUUGGAAUGCAAGGAAUUCCUCCUGAAAUUUUAGCAGCUCGCUAUGGUGAAGAUGAAGAGACCUCAGCAAAGCUGGCUAAAGUGGAAGUGCCUUCCUCAGGACUUGUCAGUGGCAUAAUCCCUGGACAACUAGGCAUGGGUUAUGUUUCACAGCCCCCUUUUGGUGCAGUUCCACCCGGGUACAAUCCAGCAAUUCCUGCACAGCCUUCAACUUGGCCAAUGCCACCUCGACCACAGCCUUGGUUCCCAGCUGCUGCAGUUCCUCUCCCAGUGCCUACUGGUGUGGCCCCCCAGCAGCCUUUAUUUCCUAUUCAAAGCGUGAGAACACCUCUAACACCUGGUGCUCCUCCUGGACUUCAACCAUCAUUUCCAAUUGGUCCACCUGGUCUCCCUUCUGUUCCACCUGCUGUUCCAGUGUCCCAACCAUUGUUCCCUAUUACCAGUGCUACUGGGACACCCUCACAAAGUUCUCCCUUUGUGGCAGCCUCACUUCCACCGACUGUUUCAUCAGCAGCUCCAGGAGAAUUCAAGGGUGUUGAUGCAAAUUCCAUGCCCAAUGCUGCAGUUGCAACUAGCACUCAAGGUUCACAUAUGUAUGCUUCCGGUCCAAACACAGAGGGCCCUUCAAUUGGUCCUCCGCCUGUGAUAUCUAACAAAGUUCCUGCUAUCCAACCAGCCACUAAUGAAGUCUACUUGGUUUGGGAUGAUGAGGCUAUGUCCAUGGAGGAAAGACGAAUGUCCUUGGCGAGGUAUCAGGUGCAUGAUGAAACUAGCCAGGUAAGUCAACUGCCUCUGCUUUUUCGUUAUGUUCAAAUGGAUGGGGAUAUCUAUUUCAUGCCCAAAUUGAUAGGUAGGCAGAGCACAAAUUUCUUUAUCAAUUUAUUUUGCUUUGAGUGCAUUAGCAUGUGUUGAUGUCAUCAUUCUGAAUAAGUUGUUUUUUCUGAAGUAGUGGGGUACAAUACAAACAUUUAGAGGGAUUUUCACAUUUAUAACUUUUGCGGGUCCUAUAAUAUUGUUUUGAUUUUAGAACAUGUGGUUGAUGGAUGCAUGCUAGUUUUAUAAUCCUCUCAUUUUUGCCUUGCAUCAAAUUGCCAUUUUAUGGGGCCAUCGACAGAUUCAAGUAGGUAUCCGAGUUACUUCUCCUGUUAGUUAGAAUUUACAAAUCUAACAAUCUUGUUCUGCAAAUGACUCCGGGAUUUCUCAACCUAGCACAAGGCCCAUGCGAAAACGUGUAUGUAUAUUUGUUUAUUCAUUAUUUUGUUUCUUCGUAUUCAUUCGCCCUAUUGCUUUUUAACGAGCGUGGGGGGUUUGGAUGGGGCAACAAUUAAUGCCGGCAGGAAUUUUACCUAUUCGUAGCAUGUGUUGUAUAAUCUGUUUUUGAUCACAGUGUGCGACCAGACAUUGGUUACAGGUCAGCCUUUUCCAUUCAUCAAGCAACUACUUACCUCUUGGAUUGAUAGGAAAAAGUUCAUAAUCCACCUACCAGAUGAAAUAUUAUUGCAUGUGGUUCUCAUGUUGUUUUCAUGGGAAUGUUUCAGAUGAACUCAAUUGACGCAGCUAUUGAUAGGAGGAUAUCUGAAAGCAGACUUGCUGGUCGGAUGGCUUUCUAAUUGUUUCGAAAGGCUGGAAAUUGGUUUUCGUACUGACUCAUGUUUCGGGGGCAUUGAUGCUGUACUUGAGAAGCUCAUUGUGGAUUUAUUAUGGAUGUUUCCAUCAAAAGUCAUUCAAGCUACUCCUGCGAGAAGAAGAUGUUCGAGUAAGUUCUAAAGAGAGUACUAUUCUUCUUAGAUGUCCUCGUUAACAACUUUAGUUUCGAAAGUGUGAGCAAAUUCUUCAUUUAGUCUAUUGUUGGCGGAUGGUUUCUUUUUCUGGGAAACAUAAGUGACAAAUGUCUAAUUGUAGCCUAAAUUUAUUUAAACUGGCUGGAAUAGAGCAAGUUCCAUUGUCAUGUUUGAUGAUAUUAUGUUUCCAAUGAGAUUAUUAUUUUUGUCC
Dioscorea cayenensis subsp. rotundata (Guinea yam) is the source of this 2338-nucleotide messenger RNA. Its product is annotated as protein SUPPRESSOR OF FRI 4. Gene Ontology annotation, cellular component: nucleus. Bases 110 to 1258 code for a protein of 382 amino acids. Lineage: Eukaryota; Viridiplantae; Streptophyta; Magnoliopsida; Dioscoreales; Dioscoreaceae. The record is from RefSeq and is a predicted model, not a curated record. Gene Ontology annotation, molecular function: DNA binding. The transcript is spliced from 6 exons.